This is a messenger RNA of Harmonia axyridis, 2151 nucleotides long. RefSeq names its product atypical kinase COQ8B, mitochondrial (gene Coq8). The coding region runs from base 127 to 2013 and encodes 628 amino acids. The transcript has 7 exons. Gene Ontology annotation, biological process: ubiquinone biosynthetic process. Gene Ontology annotation, cellular component: extrinsic component of mitochondrial inner membrane. Lineage: Eukaryota; Metazoa; Arthropoda; Insecta; Coleoptera; Coccinellidae. Gene Ontology annotation, molecular function: kinase activity. The record is from RefSeq and is a predicted model, not a curated record.
UUCCUAACCUAACACUUUGAAAGGGGACUACAUAUUUAGCAAUAUUAUGAAAUUCAAAUAUUUUUUUUAGAAAAUAACUUUGUGUUUAAUGCAACUUUUAGUCAAUUGGGUGCUAUUGAUAUAGAAAUGUCGAAAUUGCAAGAUGGACUAGCUAUUAUUCGUAGCCUACGAAUGAUAGCAGAGUCUGGAAUUGAAUUACAGCAAACCAACUUGAAAAUAGUUUGGGACAAUUCCAGCCUGAAAAUUUUAGCUAGGGAUUUAUUGAAAUUCGAAAAAAAAUUUAGUGAAAAAAAUGUUAAUGAAAAGAAUUUGGUCAAAAAUGUUGAAGAAAUUAUUUCCAAAGCAUCAACAGUUAUGCAAAGUGUUCAAAUAUAUAAUUAUAAAACAUAUGUUGAACCUAUUUUAAAAGAUGAUCAAAUAAAAGAAGUUUCUAAAGCAAAAAAACCUAUUGAAAAAUUUUCCAGCAAUUCAAAAAUUGCUGAAGAUUCUUAUGAAAUUAAAUUAACAUCUGCUGAUCGGGAAUUAUUGAGAAAAUUAGAUAUGGAACAUGAAAAAAUGAAAGAUAAUUUUGCUGUAGAUACUACAAAUACAGAGUUGGAAAAUAGCAAAAAUGCUAGUGUGUUUGAAAUUGAUCCAAUAAAGACAAAACCCAAAUAUGUUCCAAAUCCAAAAUCUUUAACUUUAAGUUCAGAAUCUAAACAAAGAAGUGUGCCAUCUUCGAGAAUUGGAAGAAUGGUUUCAUUUGGGACUCUUGCUGCAGGUUUAGGUGUAGGUACUGUAGCAGAAUAUGCAAGGAGAACAUUAGGGUUCAGUUCAUCUAAUGAUAACCAGAUGGCUUUUAUGACAGAAGCUAAUCUUAAUAGAAUUGUUGAUACAUUGUGUAAAGUGAGAGGCGCUGCAUUGAAAUUGGGUCAGAUUUUGAGCAUACAGGAUGAUUCAGUAAUACAUCCAGGUUUAGCAAAAGCAUUAGAAAGAGUCAGGAAAUCAGCCGAUUUUAUGCCUGAUUGGCAGGUAGAUCAAGUACUCUCAAAAGAAUUGGGUGCAGAAUGGCAAACAAAAAUGAAUGAGUUCCAAAGGAGACCCUUUGCUGCUGCUUCUAUUGGUCAGGUACAUCUAGCAAAAACAAAAGAUGGACAACCAGUAGCUAUCAAAAUCCAGUAUCCAGGAGUAGCUGAAAGUAUUAAUAGCGACAUUGAUAAUUUGACUGGAAUAAUGAAUUUAUGGGAAAUAUUCCCUAAAGGGAUGUUCCUUGAGAAUUUAAUGACUGUUGCAAAACGGGAGCUGGCAUGGGAAGUUGACUAUAAAAGGGAAGCUGAAUGUACUAAAAAAUUCAAAGAACUUCUAGCACCAUACCCAGAAUAUUAUGUGCCUUCUGUUGUCGAUGAACUAUCUACUCAACAAAUUUUCACUUCAGAACUUCUUAAUGGAAUUCCUGUUGAUCAAUGUUUCGAUUUAGACAUUGAAGACAAACAUUUCAUUGGCUAUAAUAUAAUACGAUUAUGUUUACUGGAAAUACUCCAAUUCAGAUACAUGCAAACAGAUCCAAAUUGGGCUAAUUUCUUAUACAACCCAGAACGAAAACAGAUCAUGCUGUUAGAUUUUGGAGCAAGCCGACAAUAUUCAAAAAAAUUUAUGGAUAAAUACGUUAGAAUAUUGAAAGCAGCUUAUGAUUGUGAUAGGGAAACAAUUAAAAAUAUUUCUGGAGAAAUUGGAUUCUUUACAGGAUAUGAAAGCAAAGCCAUGGUUGAAGCUCAUGUGAAUGCAGUGAUGAUUUUGGGUGAAAUAUUCCAAUGCGAUGAGCCUUAUGAUUUUGCAAAUCAAAAUAUGGCAGAGAGAAUUCAGCAUUUAGUUCCAACAAUGUUGAGUCACAGACUGUGUCCGCCUCCAGAAGAAAUUUAUUCGUUGCAUAGGAAGUUAUCCGGAGUAUUUUUAUUAUGUGCUAAGCUCAAAGUGCCUCUAACCUGUAGAAAAUUGUUUUUAGAUUUAUAUAAUGAGUAUAUAGAGAAAAAUUAAGCUAAUAAUUUUUGUUAAACGUUGAAUAAAUUAUAAUUGUCGAAAACAAGCUCAUUGUACAAACCUAGGAACAAAUUUAGUCUAAUAUUGAAAAUUAAAUCUCCAAACAGAGCUCCAAAUUAUUUGGUCUCAAUGUUA